Messenger RNA from Erigeron canadensis, 672 nucleotides. RefSeq lists its product as uncharacterized. The transcript is spliced from 2 exons. The coding region runs from base 1 to 672 and encodes 223 amino acids. Lineage: Eukaryota; Viridiplantae; Streptophyta; Magnoliopsida; Asterales; Asteraceae. The record is from RefSeq and is a predicted model, not a curated record.
AUGGCGGAACAUUUGGAGGUGCAUGGUUUUCUGGGGAUGCUUGGAAGCGUUGAUUGUAUUCAUUGGCCAUGGAGAAACUACCCCACUGCAUGGCAAGGCCAAUACAAUCGUGGUGCAAAGGAAACCCCACGAUUAUGCUUGAAGCACUUGCUUCAUAUGAUUUGUGGAUUUGAAACGCUUACUUUGGACCCGCCGGUUCGAACAACGACAUCAACAUACUCAAUGAAUCUGACUCAUUCGACCAGCUCUUUGAAGAUAGAGCUCCUAUGGUCAACUUUACCACUAAUGGCCAGCAGUUUACAAAGGACCACAAAGUUCAAGUGCUAUCAAGAUGCUGUAAGGAAAGACGUAGAGCGUGCAUUCGAGGUACUUCAAGGUCGUUUUCAAAUCCUCACUCAUGGAGCGUGUCCUAUGAGCAUCAACAAAAUUAAACGUAUGAUGUACUAUUGUGUAAUUUUGCACAACAUGGUCGUUGAUCAUAACGGUCGUGCAAUUAGUCCUCUAGAUUUGGAAUUAAUUCCAGAGGAGAGGCCAGCUCGUACUUGGGAGCAACGAGUUGGAACACAGUUACGUAUGAUGGGGGAGUUACGUGAUCGAGUGACGCACAACCGUCUUCAAGUUGCUCUAGUCGAACACAUUUGGAACUUGCCACAAAACAAUCGCCAACGUUGA